Molecule: messenger RNA, 303 nt
Organism: Gongylonema pulchrum
Lineage: Eukaryota; Metazoa; Nematoda; Chromadorea; Rhabditida; Gongylonematidae
Source: the annotation of a GenBank genome assembly
AAUUAUUUGAAAGCGUACUUACCAAAUGGUUAUUUGGCAGCCGGUGAACGCAUUUCGAUUUUCUAUUACGAACAAGAGCAUAGUUUCGAUCUCGACCUCUCCACGGAAGAAAAAUCUGAAAUGCUCCAAAUUAACGGGGAAUCGUGCGCGCAAAUUCUGCGGCUUUCUCCGAACUGUUCAUUUCACAUUAUCGAUCGUAAUUCGGACACCAGUGGUUCACUCUUGACACUUAAUGAUUUUGGUGGUGCCAGAAAAGUUAAAGAAGAUAUCCAGGAACUGUUGAUAAGACCUCUAAAGGAGUAA